ACCGAGCGUAGGUGUUGUUGACUUCAGAAGUAGCCAGACAGGUGAGUCUCCGCUGUGCUAGUGUUACCUGUAGAGCAAGGACGUCAACACAGGGGAGGUUGUGGUGAAAUAUUCAGUUUGCCUUUGUCUCCCUGAGUCUGCUGACCAGUAUAACGGCUUGCUGUCGACCAGCCUCGAAUACACCCGACCUUGUAACAAGCCACAAGUAAUUUGCAAUAGAUCUACAUAGUUACUCAUUACACGAUAGAAUGGCGGGCACUGAACUUGGCAUGCCAAUGGACACAGCGAACUAUCAACACCCUACACAACCUAGCUUUCAGUUCAACACAGACCCAUGUAAUCAACACACAUAUUCCAGCGGUCAAAUCAACACAGACCCAUGUAAUCAACACACAUAUUCUAGCGGUCAAUUCAACACAGACCCAAGUAAUCAACACACAUAUCCCAGCGGUCAAUUCAACCCAGACCCAAGUAAUCAACACACAUAUUCCAGCGGUCAAUUCAACCCAGACCCAAGUAAUCAACACACAUAUUCCAGCGGUCAAAUCAACACAGACCCAUGUAAUCAACACACAUAUUCUAGCGGUCAAUUCAACCCAGACCCAAGUAAUCAACACACAUAUUCCAGCGGUCAAAUCAACACAGACCCAAGUAAUCAACACACAUAUUCUAGCGGUCAAUUCAACCCAGACCCAAGUAAUCAACACACAUAUUCCAGCGGUCAAUUCAACCCAGACCCAAGUAAUCAACACACAUAUCCCAGUAUUCAGUUCAACAUGGACCCAGGUUAUCAACACGCAUACCCCAACACAAUGGAUCAGAUCGGCGUAAUGCCUGAGGAUGGCGCUAAAUCUGGUUACCAUGGUAACUACAACCAUGGAUACCAGGCCGGUUACGACGUGUGGUCUGUGAACACUGGCCAGCCCGAUUUGCAGCUGGUACAACCCGGUUUUGAUGGGCAACCCCCAGCAGGGGCAGCGGUAUAUCAGGAUAAGAGGGAGACUGUGCCUAUCCCUAAUUACGUCCCUUGCAGUAUUUUUACAAUUGUAUGUUGCUGUUUUCUGCUGGGCGCUGCGGGUCUGUACUAUGCUGUGACGGCCAAGCGAGAGAACCAGGAGCGGAAGUUCUUAAGAGCCAGAAAAAGUGCCACCAGAUCCUGUAUGCUGAACUUCGCCGCCAUCUUAAUAGGGCUGGCUUGUUAUGGCGUCAUCAUUUAUGUAGUGUACACACACUUUAUGAAAGCUAGCAGAUUCAAUUUGUGAUCUUUGUUCAUUGGUCUGUCAUCAUUUAUGUAGUGUACACACACUUUAUGAAAGCUAGCGGAUUCAAGUUGUGAUCUUUAUUCCUUGUCAACUCUUAUUUAUCACCUCUAAAGUGCCACUUAGGGGCUUUAAAAAAUAAAUAAAUCUGAAUACGUUUUUUAAUCGAAUUGUCCAACAUACAUAUUAUUAAACGAUGGACAAAUAUUGAUGUGAUAAAAUCUAACUUUAACAUGUUUUUGAUUUUGAGGUUGACCAUAAAUGAGCUUCGUACAUAGUAUUGAUAAAAACUGAGAUACUGAAGGAGACACCCAAUAGCGCAGUGGAUAAUGGAUUAAUAGCAAACAAUGCCUCCUUCGAUGUAUCAGUAAAAUAUUUUUUUCUCUUUGAUACAUACAGGCCUAUAUAUAUAUAUAUAUAUAUAUAUAUAUAUAUAUAUAUAUAUAUAUAUAUAUAUAUAUAUAAAACUAGCAAACAAUGCCUACUUCUUUAUUUCAAUACUAAUAAAAAACAAAGGACUACUUUGUUCUAUCUAUAUUAUAAACAGUCUUCAAUACACACUAGGUAAAAAUUAAAUUUACUUUAAACAUAUUAC
Messenger RNA from Physella acuta, 1854 nucleotides. RefSeq lists its product as uncharacterized. Gene Ontology annotation, cellular component: membrane. Lineage: Eukaryota; Metazoa; Mollusca; Gastropoda; Physidae. The record is from RefSeq and is a predicted model, not a curated record.